Brassica napus (rape) is the source of this 3578-nucleotide messenger RNA. Its product is annotated as helicase sen1. The record is from RefSeq and is a predicted model, not a curated record. Bases 729 to 3389 code for a protein of 886 amino acids. The transcript is spliced from 8 exons. Gene Ontology annotation, molecular function: helicase activity. Lineage: Eukaryota; Viridiplantae; Streptophyta; Magnoliopsida; Brassicales; Brassicaceae.
ACCAAGUGGUGUUUGGUGAAGAUUCGCCCUGUGGAUCAAUGUUACAUAUCGAAUUUCACCAUCCAUGAAUAUCACUGAAGAUUUUCUUUGAUUAUUAAAAAUGAUUUAGAUGACAAGAAUAUUCGAUUUUCUACAUGACACUACUAAAAUUUGGUUUAUGAUCUACAAGAAAAAAAGAAUAAGAAAAAUCUCAAGAGUGUAAAACUGUCAGAGAACAAAAAAAUAUAACUCAUCUGUAACUUUAAAGUAACGGUGUAUACUGAUGGUAUAGCACAAAAUUGACGUACGUAAUUAGAAUUGUGUUCGUGAAUAGAAAUAAAGAUGAGAUUCCUUAAAGCUGGAUACAAAAUCGACGGCCAAGGUAAAAGCAUAUUUUCAGAAGUUCAUCUAUCUUUCGUACUAAUACAUGCACUCUCAACAAUUUCUGGUAACACUUCAUAUGGACUACAAGCUUUUUGUACACUUUUUUUGGCGUACGUACGUUAUGGAGAACCACAAAGCUGAAAGCAUGCGCCGCACGUGUCAAUAGCAUCUAAACACGUUGCUGGAUUCGUUACGCAUUUCGCUUUGUAUAUAAAGGUAGACUAUUUUGCUACGAAUUAGUAAUUAUUUAGCAAAAUCACCCACUUACACGUCUGCUCUCAGCAUAAGGUGGAGUAAAACUGUUCAUACGUGUGGAGGACUCGGAACCAAGCCGAGUUCAGUUGUAACUUUGAGAGUUAAAAAUAAUGCAGCGACUGUGGGAAGUGAAGGAAAAGAAGACGAAGAAGGAGAGAAUCAUCAAAGGAAGAGAUCUAGUGGAUGUUGUCUUCUCAUGGUCUGUUCUCGAUGUCCUCAACUCAAAUCUUUACAAAGGAAAGGUUGAUAAGAUCCCUAGCACAUUCCAGUCAAGCAAAGAGUAUUUUAAGUCAUUUGUUAAUCCGAUCAUCGAAGAGACACAUGCUGCUUUGUUGUCAAGCAUGGAAACUCUGAGACGAGCACCAGCUUUCAAAGUUUGGGAAAUCAAGCCAGCCAAAGAUUUUAAACCUCCCAAGAAUCUUUAUUACGAGGUUACUUUGCAGACAGUGUCUGAUAAUACGACCAACGGAGAUCGGAAACUGUUGGAGUUCAACGAUCUCAUUGCAGUGACUGAUAACAAGCCUUAUAGAAUCGAUGACUUGAGAUGUUCCAAUGAGCCUUACUUGCUGGCUCUUGUUUGUGGAGUGAACGAAGAUAACCCACAUUUGAUUACUAUUUUGGCUUCGAAACCCAUCGUUUUCGACGAAGAUCACAUGGAAACAAGAAAGAAAGGAAAGGGUGUGAAGAAAAGGCUAAGCCUCUUUGGUGUUUAUUUGACCAACAUGAUGACCAAUAUUCGUAUUUGGACCGCCUUGCAUCCAGAUCCUGAAGGUGGAAACUUAAACCUUAUAUCUAAAGUACUUCAAAGCAACAAUGAGGCUGGUGGUGAAAGUUGUGUUUCUUGCCAAGAAAACAGUGAGAAUAUUAUGCCAAACCACUUAGAGAAAAGUCUCCGUUCUUUCAAGCUGAAUACAUCUCAGGAGGAUGCGAUUUUGCGUUGUCUAGAAGCCAAAAACUGCCGCCACUCCAACAACAUCAAACUUAUAUGGGGACCACCAGGGACCGGGAAGACAAAAACAACAAGUGUUCUGCUUUUAAACCUCUUUAAAAUGAGAUGCAGGACACUGACUUGCGCUCCAACUAACAUAGCCGUUCUGGAAGUUGCUUCAAGGGUUGUGAAGUUAGUCUCCGAGUCGUUGAGGCUUGGUGGAUACGGUCUUGGAGACAUUGUCUUGUUUGGUAACAAAGAAAGGAUGAAGAUCGAUAAUGAUCGGGAGGACCUUUUCGAUGUUUUCCUUGAUUACCGAGUUGAUGAGCUUUACGAUUGCUUUCUUGCUUUAACUGGAUGGAGAGCAAAUGUUAAACGCAUGAUCUCUUUGCUCACUGAUCCAAAAGAAGUGUAUAACCAAUCCUUCAUCGAGAAGGACAAGCGUCCUUCGUUUAAACAGUUCGUAGAAAAUAGGUUUAGUAAACUCAGGACAGACUUGCGUUCUCAGUUCUCAACUUUGUGUCUGCAUCUACCAACCGCUUCGCUCUCCUUUCAAGUCGCGGAGAAAAUGAAUGCCACUAGUGAUCUCCUUAGAACUAUGAGUGUUUCAGAUGUUAUCUCCAGGAAAGAAGAUACAAGAAAGCAAGACUGUGUGGAGAUGUUAGGAUCGAUUUGCGAAAGCAUCGAACUUCCAGAUUUUAUAGGGAAGUUAGGACUUCAAAGACUCUGCUUAGAAAACGCGUAUCUGAUGUUCUGCACAGCGUCGAGCUCCGCCAAGCUACACAUGAGCUGUCCGAUACAACUCCUUGUAAUUGACGAAGCUGCUCAGUUAAAAGAAUGCGAGUCUGCGAUCCCAUUGCAGCUUCCAGGGCUUAAGCACGCUGUUUUAAUCGGCGAUGAGAAGCAGUUACCUGCGAUGAUACAAAGCAAGAUCGCUUCGGAGGCUGAUCUUGGGAGGAGCUUGUUCGAGAGAUUGGUUCUGUUGGGGCACAAGAAGCAGUUGCUGAACAUGCAGUACCGGAUGCAUCCUUCUAUUAGUAUUUUCCCGAAUAAAGAGUUUUAUGGUAUGAAGAUUUUGGAUGCUCCUUCUGUUAGAGUGAGAAGUUAUGAGAAACAGUUUCUCCCUGGGAAAAUGUAUGGGCCUUACUCUUUCAUCAACGUGCCCUAUGGAAGAGAGCAGUUUGGACAAGGGUUCAGUUCGAAAAACAUUGUUGAGGUAUCUGUUGUGGAUGAGAUUUUGUCAAAGCUUUACUCAGUAUCAAGAAAGUCGGGAAGAUCGAUAAGUGUUGGUGUGAUUUCACCUUACAAGGCUCAAGUGUUUGCAAUUCAAGAACAGAUAGGCCAAAAGUAUGAUACGAGUGAGAAAUUCACAGUGAGUGUUAGGUCUGUUGAUGGGUUUCAAGGUGGUGAAGAAGAUAUUAUAAUAGUCUCUACCGUUAGGUCUAACGGUAGAGGAGCCAUUGGUUUUUUAUCUAAUCAACAAAGAACCAAUGUUGCACUCACACGUGCGAGAUUCUGCUUAUGGAUUCUUGGAAACGAGUCGACUUUGACCAACAAUAGAUCAGUAUGGAGUCAGUUAGUAGAUGAUGCUAAGGCACGAGACUGUUUUCAUGACGCAUAUGAUGAUGAAUCAUUAGCUCGGUGUAUUAAAAGAUCAGCAACAGCCCUUGAUGAUCUUGAUAACCUUCAGAACAAUAAGCUUCUUUCCUUUGAGAAUUCGACAUGGAAGGUCAAGUCUGGCUUAAAGAAUGACAUUAUAAGCCAUAUAUCAAGAUCGUUUGCGUUGCUGAACGUUGUGGAUGAAACCGAGGCACCGAACCAAUCAAGAAACAAUCGAAGCUGAAGCAUGUGUGGAAGAUUAGAAGAAAGGUUCAACUCCAAAGAUCUUAAGACAGUUUAUCCUUAAAAGUAUUUCCCGAGUAUCAAGAAGACUUAAUUCUUUCCUUUCUUCCUUUUGUUUUAUAAACAAACUGUAGUCUGCUUCUCUGCGUGGGUGGAUGGAUUUAAAGCAAAAGUAGUUUCUGUUUUCCAA